CGUGGAGCAAACGGUCAGUUGCUCAGCGCCAUUCCUUGCAUCCUUCUCCAAUCCUUCUCAUACAAUCAUGUCUGCAGCAACUGCUCCCCAGCCUCAGGCCCAGACUCAGACUUCUCCUUCAGCCAAGCGUGGCAAACGAGGCGGACACAGAGGCCAAGGCGGUCAUCGCGGAGGUGGUAAAUCCCGAGGCCGCAAGAAUUCAAGUGCGGCCGCACCAGCCGACCCUGUUUCUACUCAGCCAACCCAGAAUGAAGUCGCGCCUGCCCCAGAAGCCACAGACGACGCAGUGGUGUGCUGGAUCUGCGCAGAGCCCGUCAAAUACUACUCAGUAUCAGCGUGCAACCACCGGACGUGUCAUGUCUGUGCUCUACGCUUGAGAGCGCUUUAUAAAAAACUGGAUUGCACAUUUUGCAAGGAACCCCAAACAACUGUGAUAUUCACGACUUCCCCCGAUGCGCUUUUUUCUUCCUACACCCCCGACAUGAUCCCGCACAAAGACUCUAAGUUAUUAAUCUACUUCGAGUCCACUGACAUGAUGGAAGAGACGCUUAUUCUUCUGCGAUUUAAUUGUCCUGAUUCGCAGUGCGAUUAUACCGGGACUGGAUGGGGUGAUCUUAAAUUGCAUGUCCGGGGUACACACGGGAAGAUGAUGUGUGACCUGUGUAUCCGAUCCAAGAAGGUUUUCAGUCACGAGCACGCUUUGUACCCCCCCAACGUCCUACCUUUACACUUGCCAUCUAUGCUGCAUCGGUCUCAUAAACAAGUGACAAAAGAGCCGAUUGAAGGCGGCGUGCAUCCAUUAUGCGGGUUCUGCAAGGAAUGUUUUUUCAGUGAUGAUGAGUUGUAUGUUCACAUGCGCGAACGCCACGAGGAGUGCUUCAUCUGCAAACGGAAUGAAGAACAACAUUUUGAUCAAGGGCAUUUUGCGUGUUCAAAACCUGCUUGUCAAGCUCAAAAAUUCGUGGUGUUUGGAUCUGCGAUCGACCUCAAGGCGCAUCAGGUUGAAGUACAUGGUGCAGAGAUGACUUCAAGGGAUAAGAAGAACACUCAGCGGGUUGAGGCGGAAUUUGAGUUCGGGGAUGCUGGUGGUGGGCGUAGGGGGAGACGGGACCGAGAUCGAGAUCGAGAACAUGAGCCGCCGCCUGCUGCGCAGCCUAGGGCAGUGGCACGGCGCAGGGAAGCAUUUGGUGGCCAUCUGACUAGCAGUUCUCCUGCGCCUAAUGGGGUACAAACGCCGCAGUCGUCUGGACCUAGCCGACGGGCGUCGCCAUCCCCACAGCGAAGCGGGGAGGAGGUCGAUCCUGUUGUUGCUCAGCGUCAUGCGGCGUUCAUUUCACGAUUACAAUCUGUUGCGCCAAACCCCAUCACUGCAGUGCUCGCUGCUAAAGCUGCUGUCCGAGGAUUCCGACUCAACGAAUCCACCGCCCGUGAUCUCAUCUCGACGAUAUGGAACGUUCUUGACAGAAAUUUAGAUGAUACUGCGGGUAUUGUCAAUGCUAUUGUCGACUUAUUUGAGGAAGAAGAGAAAAAGUCUAAUCUGCUCUCCUCUUGGAACAGCUUCAAAAUUGAGCAACGUCAGCAGUUUCCUGAUCUAGUACCUCAGGAAGUGGGGUCAGGCUAUGCCAGUAUCGCAUCCGGUCGCGUCUUGAACGUGAAGCAUGCUACUGCCACGCGGUCUUCAUCGCAAUCUUCGAGACAGGUGUGGGAUCGCGUUGCACAGGCAGCUGGAUCUUCUUCAUCCCGCAUUGGUUCCGCUCCUACUCCGACACCACGACCGCCAGAUAGUUUCUCGGUUCUUGCAACUCCUGCGUUCCGCCAACCACAACGGAGCACCCCGUGGGCUUCUGGUUCUGGAUCUUCUAGCACAGGUUCCCGAGCACCGACAACAGUACCGACCCCCGUAGUACAGCAACGCGCUGCUGCGAAGAAAGGUCCGCCGCCGCCGUCGCUUACAUCCGCUGCUUUCCCAGGGCUGCCUUCGUCUGGUAACUCUCGUAUGAAAUCACUGGUCAGCGGGAAUCAGUCUCUAAGAAACAUUCUUGGUGAGGCUGUUCCGACUGUUGCUGCUUGGAAAAGCAGUGGCACCGCAAGCGGGGGCAGUACUUCCGAUUCCGGAAGAACAGAGUGCUGGGAAGAAGGGGAAGGGAAAGCAGAAGCAGACCUUGUUUACUCUCGGUUCUUUUCCAACAUAAACAGAGGUGUCGUUGUGCCUCCCUAUUGCAUUCAUUCUGGCUAAGGGACUGGGAUAGAUACAUAGAUACAUUUGAGGUUUGCCAAUAUUGAAAACUUGAUUGCAAACUCUCCACUUUCGUGAGCAAUGAGCCUAUACUAGUAUUCCCCGCAUCGCCGGUGCUAUUUGUCGUCUGGAGUCUGCGCCAGCAAUUUGUAUUUCAUGCGAUCAUGCGUUGUAAUGCUAACUACAAUUAAGGAGACAAAGUGUUGUACCGCGUUGGGCGUAACAAUAACAUCAAAGACUUCGUGCUGCCCUUACUCAUAAUUGUUCUAGCGAAUGAAACGGCCAUCAAAUGCAUUGGGAACUCGUCACCAGCUAUUGCAAAUAGGCGUGAAGGAUGGGCCGGCGGGUUUCGGCCAAAGGCGAGAGAAUGAUGACCAAAG
Messenger RNA from Suillus subalutaceus, 2616 nucleotides. RefSeq lists its product as uncharacterized. Lineage: Eukaryota; Fungi; Basidiomycota; Agaricomycetes; Boletales; Suillaceae. The record is from RefSeq and is a predicted model, not a curated record. Bases 68 to 2236 code for a protein of 722 amino acids. Gene Ontology annotation, biological process: protein ubiquitination; rescue of stalled cytosolic ribosome. The transcript is spliced from 7 exons. Gene Ontology annotation, molecular function: ribosome binding; ubiquitin protein ligase activity.